Messenger RNA from Aspergillus calidoustus, 693 nucleotides. The record is from the annotation of a GenBank genome assembly. NCBI's taxonomy places the organism in Eukaryota, Fungi, Ascomycota, Eurotiomycetes, Eurotiales, Aspergillaceae.
AUGCACUUGAUCCACCGCACUUUCCCUCUCUCCCAUAUUCGUGCUUUCUCCCGCUUCAAUUCCUCCUUCAGACCAGUUUACCUCUACCAUACCAUGACCAAAGAGACCACACCACCACCUCAGGAAUCCACGACUAGCACUCACGAACCCCCGUCCCUCCCCGCCUCUCCCCUCGCCAAGCGAACAAAGCCCAACACAACAGAAACCACAAUCACCUCCACCAUGGGCUCCAACGGAACAUCCAUCCCGGGCGCCGCUCCCCCAGCUCAAUCCCUCCUCGUCAAGAAGCUCGCCCCCUCUGCCCGCGCACCAACUCGCGGGUCCGCAUUUGCAGCUGGAUACGACCUCUACGCUGCGAAGGAAGCUGUUAUCCCCGCCAAGGGCAAGGCGCUCGUUGACACUGGGCUGGCAAUUGCUGUUCCCGAGGGAACCUACGGCCGGGUCGCACCCCGCAGCGGUCUUGCCUCAAAACACUUUAUCGAUACCGGCGCCGGCGUGAUCGACGCAGACUACAGAGGCGAGGUCAAGGUCCUGCUCUUCAACUUUUCCGACGUCGAUUUCACGGUCCAGGAGGGGGACCGUGUUGCGCAGUUGGUUUUGGAGAGGAUCUUCACCCCGGAGGUCGUAGUCGUGCAGGAAUUGGCCGAGAGUGUCCGCGGAGCUGGUGGAUUUGGAAGCACGGGUACUAACUAA